CGAGCACAUAGAGGGCGCCCAACGGCGGUUUUGAUUCAUGACGGCAGAUUUUAACCUCUGUGUGGCGUCCUGCCUCCCUAACCCACGGCGGGAGGGACACACGCCCGAGAACCCGAUUGGACACGGCCGCCUGCGUGAGGCGAUACCCACGCUGAGGCGAUACCCACGCUGAGGCGACGCCCGCGCAGCCGUUAGCGGCGACCGUUAGGGGGCGACCGUUAGGGGCGCACGCGCCCCUCUCUGAGAGACUUCUCGGCGCCAAGCCGCCGCCGAGCCCGCCCGGCGCAGCGCGCAUGCACCCCGGCGCCCCUCAGCCGCCCUCGGGAGAGAAAGGAGCGGGCGCUCCCCUCCCCACCAGCCGCGCCUGCGCUGUUGCCGCUUCUUGCUGCCGGCCGCGCAAGCCCGUGUGCCGCUCGGGCGGGGCUGAGGGUAGCGCGGUGCCGCUGUCGCGAUAGUUGCGCGCUCGGGACGCCAUCGCGCCUAAGCUGCUUGCGUCGCUUCGGAGCCCGGCGGCCGGUCGGGAGUGAGGAGGAGCUUCCUGCCCGGCGGGACGGAGCUGCCGCUGCCGGAGGCGCGUGCGAGGGCUGUGCGAGCGGCUGCCGUGUUUAACUUAAAUAAAAAUGGACUGGAGUGGAAAACACAACGGGCCAAAUGAUACAACUAACGAUGGAACAGUGGUACGACUUCGAGGCCUGCCAUUUGGAUGCAGCAAAGAAGAGAUUGUUCAGUUUUUCCAAGGGUUGGAAAUCGUGCCAAAUGGGAUAACAUUGACGCUGGACUACCAGGGGAGAAGCACAGGGGAGGCCUUCGUGCAGUUUGCUUCAAAGGAGAUAGCAGAAAAUGCUCUGGGGAAACACAAGGAAAGAAUAGGGCACAGAUAUAUUGAAAUCUUCAAAAGUAGUAAGAGUGAAAUCAGAGGAUUCUGUGACCUGCCAAGAAGAAUGAUGGGACAACAGCGACCUGGACCAUAUGAUAGACCAUUAGGAGGAAGAGGGGGUUAUUAUGGAGCUGGGCGUGGAAGUAUGUAUGACAGAAUGCGUCGAGGAGGUGGUGGAUAUGACGGUGGGUAUGGUGGCUUUGAUGAUUAUGGUGGCUAUAAUAACUAUGGCUAUGGAAAUGAUGGCUAUGAUGACAGAAUGAGAGAUGGGAGAGGCAUGGGAGGACAUGGGUAUGGUGGAGCUGGAGAUGCAGGUUCAGGUUUCCAUGGUGGUGGUCAUUUUGUUCACAUGAGAGGACUGCCUUUUCGAGCAACAGAAAAUGACAUUGCUAAUUUUUUCUCGCCAUUGAAUCCUAUAAGAGUUCACAUUGAUAUUGGGGCAGAUGGACGAGCUACAGGAGAGGCAGAUGUGGAAUUUGUAACACAUGAGGAUGCAGUAGCUGCUAUGUCAAAGGAUAAGAAUCACAUGCAACAUCGAUAUAUUGAACUAUUCCUGAAUUCAACUGCUGGAGGUGGAUCUGGAAUGGGAGGCUAUGGCAGAGACGGCAUGGAUCAAGGUUACGGCUCUGUUGGUAGAAUGGGCAUGGGUAGCAAUUACAGCGGCGGGUACGGAACUCCUGAUGGCUUGGGCGGAUACAGUAUGUAUACGUGACCUUGUGUCAAUUGUUUGCAGGUCGUGGCAGUGGAAAUAGUGGAGGAUACUAUGGGCAAGGCAGUAUGGGUGGAGGAGGAUGGCGUGGAAUGUAUUGAAGGAUAGCCUUGCUUCUGCGUAAUAUCCUGGAAGAAACAGUCUCUGGUCUACUAGACUUUCUUACAAAAUUUAAUUUCUUUUGUAUUUUAAGAACUUUAUAAUGACUGAAGGAAUGUGUUUUCACAAUAUUAUUUGGUAAGCAACAGAUUGUGAUGGGAAAAUCUGUUUUCUGUAGGUUUUAUUUGUUGCAUACUCUGACUUUAAAUAAAUUUUUAUAUUCAAACCACUGAUGUUGAUACUUUUUAUACUAGUUACUCCUAAGGAUGUAUUACAUAUUCAGGAAACAGCCGGUUUAAGAUGUUGUACUAUGGUUCAAUAAAGGUGGUUGUACUGUAA
Molecule: messenger RNA, 2024 nt
Organism: Cygnus olor (mute swan)
Lineage: Eukaryota; Metazoa; Chordata; Aves; Anseriformes; Anatidae
Gene: HNRNPH3
Product: heterogeneous nuclear ribonucleoprotein H3
Exons: 10
Coding region: 621-1589 (322 amino acids)
Biological process (GO): regulation of RNA splicing
Cellular component (GO): nucleoplasm; ribonucleoprotein complex
Molecular function (GO): RNA binding
Source: RefSeq, a predicted model, not a curated record